AGUAAGCCUAGACAUUAGCAACAGUUUUGAACGCUUUCGUACUCAGAAAAAUUGUGUUCCAUUCAAAUUUUGUACAGAAAGAUUUCUUUGUUGGCAUAAAUUUUAUUCAAUAACGCGAUACUCGGAUAAGUGCAGUGCCCUGAGUAUUCCCGACCCCCAGUCAAGCUUCCAACAAUUUUUACAAGAUGAAGAACUUUGCCAAUCCCAAAAACGUGUUCAAAAGCUGCUCCAGCCACGAUGAUAUUCUCACACAGUCCGCCCAGAAGGGAGCAGAUUCAGUUGAGGGUUCUCAACCCGCUGCAGUUCCUCAGUCCACUGCAUUAGCUCCAGCCGCGAAGAUUCAGGAUCCCAAGAAUGCUCAGAGCAAGAUGACCCCGCCAGAGCCCCCGAAGCAGGGAAAGAACAAGAACAAGAAGGGCAAAAAGAAUCAGAAGAAUGUGCCUCGAACUCCUAGUCAGAACAGCAAGAUUAGUGCAGGCCCCGUAGAUUCCGUUGCCAAGAAAAAUCCAGCUAAAGAUGUUAAGCCAAAGGAGAUGGAGGUCCAGGAGAAAGCAAAGGGACAAGGGAAGGAGAAUGCACAAGAGAAAGAAAAGACCCAAGAGAAGAAGACCCAAGAGAAAGAGAAGAACCAAGAGAAAGAGAAGGUCCCUGAAAAGAAGAAGGCCCAAGAAAAAGUGAAGGCCCAAGAGAAGGAAAAGGCGCAAGAGAAAGAAAAGGUCCAAGAAAAGGAAAAGGUCCAAGAAAAGGAAAAGGCCCAAGAGAAAAAUAAGGCCCCAGAGAAAAAUAGGGCUCAAGAGAAAGGGAAGGCCCAACAGAAGGGGAGAGCCCAAGAGAAAGAGAAGGGGCCGGAGCAGAAGAAAGGGCCGGAGCAGAAGAAAGGGCAGGAGCAGAAGAAAGGACAGGAGCAGAAGAAAGGGCAGGAGCAGAAGAAAGGGCAGGAACAGAAAAAAGUUCAGGAGCGAAAGAAUGUAGUGCAGGAAAAGAAGGUGCCGGCGAAGGUUUCGGAGAAAAAAGUGCAGGAGAAUAAAUCCGCUAAGAUUUCAGAGAAGUCUGCGGAUAAGAUUUCGGAGAAGACAGCCGAUAACAUUUCGGAGAAGAAGUCGACCGAUAACAUUUCGGAGAAAAAGUCGGCCGAUAACAUUUCGGAGAAGAAGUCAGCCGAUAACAUUUCGCAGAAGAAGUCAGCCGAUAACAUUUCGCAGAAGAAGUCGGCCGCUAACAUUUCCGAGAAGGUUCAGGAGAAGCUUACCCCACAAAAGCGGUUAGAGUUAAAGAUCGAAAAGAAGCUGUCACAGCAAAGGCUUAAGGAUAGAAUUAUAGAUCCCAGGAUUUAUGAAAUAACAUACCCACUUGUCGAGAAAGUUUCUCAAUUGGUUUCCCAGCCGAUUGCAGAGGUUCAAGUUGAGGAGGAUGCGGUUGAGGUGCCCACUAUUCCCGAUCUACCGCCCACUGAUUCCACUGAGCGCAUUGAGCCCCCAAGCGAUGUCAGCGUAGAGGAGCUGGCAUUCGAGACCGAGGAGAACGUGUCCCAGGAGCCCGAGUCCCAGGAGCCCGAGUUCCAGGAGCCUGAGUCCCAGGAGCCCGAAUCCCAGGAGCCCGAAUCCCAGGAGCCCGAGUCCCAGGAGCCCGAAGAACCCGAAGGCCCCGAAGAGCCGCAGCAUCCACUCAACAACUGCUGGACUCUGUGGUAUCUGGAGAACGAUCGCACCAAGAGCUGGGAGGAAAUGCUGCACGAGGUCACCAGCAUCGAUACCGUGGAGAACUUUUGGAGCCUGGUCACCCACAUCAAGCCGCCGUCGGAGCUAAAGAUCGGCUGUGACUACUGUCUCUUCAAGAAGGGCAUUCGACCGAUGUGGGAGGACGAGGCCAAUGUCCACGGAGGACGCUGGGUCAUCAGCCUGAACAAGACCACCAAGACGGACCUGGACAACUUCUGGAUGGACUCGAUGCUCUGUCUGAUCGGCGAGGCCUGUGACAACGCGGCGGAACUGUGCGGCGCCGUGGUGAACAUUCGCGGAAAGACCAACAAGAUCUCGAUUUGGACCGCUGACGGGGGGAAGGAGGAAGCUGUCUUGGAAAUCGGACGCAAGUUGCGCGAGGGUCUGCGCAUGGAUAGCGCCUAUGUGCUCCAGUACCAGCUGCACAAGGACACCAUGGUCAAGCAGGGAUCUACUGUCAAGUCAAUAUUUACCCUACAGUAACAGUACCUGAUUUCAAACGAAAUGCCAGCCAAAAAUCAAAAAUCAAGCAGCGAACAGCGCAGCCAUCAUUAGGUCCAUGUGGUCCAUUUUAUUUAUUUUCGGUAUUUUUUCACCAAGGAACACUAAACCGUCUAGCAAGGCACAAACCCCCCGUUCGAACCCAUCCAUUAUCCGUCUUUCAGAUGUCGAUUGGAUGCCAAAUCUCCAGUCAAGUCUUCCUUGUACAUGUUGUACAUACAUACAUAAAUUUUAACGUUGCUCUCACAAAGCGAAGAAAUAUAUAAUCGAAUGAGUGUUAA
Molecule: messenger RNA, 2500 nt
Organism: Drosophila subpulchrella
Lineage: Eukaryota; Metazoa; Arthropoda; Insecta; Diptera; Drosophilidae
Gene: eIF4E7
Product: eukaryotic translation initiation factor 5B
Exons: 2
Coding region: 186-2201 (671 amino acids)
Biological process (GO): translational initiation
Cellular component (GO): eukaryotic translation initiation factor 4F complex; cytoplasm
Molecular function (GO): translation initiation factor activity; RNA 7-methylguanosine cap binding
Source: RefSeq, a predicted model, not a curated record